GACGAUCUUUGGCGCGCCUAACAUGCGCGCAACUCUUGGAGGAGGGAAAAAAAUGGCAGCUGGCGAUUAGCAGACAAACAUCUUCUUCAACAUUCUUCCAUCGGACACACGGACCCUGACGUGUCAAGUUGAGCAUCAAACGUCCAUCACCAGGCAUCAUGGGAAAAACACUCCUUAAAGAUCAAAGGGAGGGCAAAAAGGACAAAGCAGAAGUAACCAAAGAGUCCUUCACUUGGGAAGAAUAUCUUAAAGAGACGUCGUCCACGCCGGCGCCACCCAGCUGCUUUCGUCAGGCCACAGUUCCGCCCUCCAACGACUUCAAAGUGGGCAUGAAAGUGGAAGCCCACGACCCGCGCAACGCCACCUCCGUGUGCAUCGCCAGCGUGAUGGGCCUGACGGGGGUGCGCCUGCGACUGCGCCUGGACGGCAGCGACAACAGCAACGACUUCUGGCGCCUGGUGGACUCCUCCGACAUCCAGCCUAUCGGCACCUGCGAGAAGAACGGAGACAUGCUGCAACCGCCGCUGGGAUUUCGCAUGAACGCCUCAUCGUGGCCCAUGUUCCUCCUGAGAACCUUGAACGGAGCGGAGAUGGCUCCAGGGACAGCCUUCAAAAAGGAGCCCCCCGGACCCCCCCAGAACCACUUCAAGCCGGGCAUGAAGCUGGAGGCCGUGGACAAGAAGAACCCGCACCUCAUCUGCCCCGCCACCAUCGGCGAGGUGAAGGGCGAGGAAGUCUUCGUCACGUUCGACGGCUGGAGGGGCGCCUUCGACUACUGGUGCAAGUACGACUCGCGGGACAUCUUCCCCGUGGGCUGGUGCUCGCUGACCAAGCACAGCCUGCAGACCCCCGGCAACAGUGUCACGCUGCCCAAGAACGUGCCAGUUGUGUCUCCGUCGUCACCCUCCAAGCCCAGCAGGCGGUCCCUGCAGGCCCCCUACAGACUCCCCAACCCGCUGCCCCAGCUGCCCGUCAGGAAGGGCGUACGGGGUCGCCGGCCCAAGAGCGAGACCCUGGCCCUCCUCAAAGCCGUAGCCGAGGCGGCGGCGGCGGCGGCCCAAGGCGACGCCCAGCCGGUGCCUCGGCCGCACAAAAAGAGGGGCCCCAAACCAGGAAGCAAGAGAAAGCCCAAGGUUCUCCUAAGGUCGUCGCAUCCAGUCCAGGUCCCACGCGGGAUCCCCGCCAGCUCGCCGUCUGCCGUCUCAACAGGUGCAGGUGGAGUCCGCUCCCGGCGACCAUGCCCCCCGUCUCACCUUGCCUUCCCUGUCUCAGUGUGCGUCUACGUGGACAAGCGCGGGAGCUGCGGCCCGCACUUGGACCGCAAGCAAGUGCAGCAUCUGCCGGACCACUUCGGCCCGGGGCCCGCCAACGCCGUACUGCAGCAGGCGGUCCAGUCCUGCUUGGACUGCGCCUACCAGCCCAAGGUCCUGCUGGGCGCCCUGCACACGCACUCGGGGGGCGGCGAGGUGGUCAGAGUGAGGACCGACGGGGGGGUCCGCCUGGUCAAACUCCCCUCCGCCGCCAGCGCCGCCUUCGUGCUGCGCUUCUUGGAGACCGUGUGUCGUCACCUGCAGUGUGACAACCUGUUCAGCAGCCAGCCCUGCAGCCAUUACGACCACUACCACAGGACCAAGUCAGUGAAAGAGGAGGCGCUGGACACGUCGUUGCUGGCUCGGGUCGGCAAGCGAAGCCUCGCCGGGGUGUCGCCGCCAUACGCCGCGCCGCUCUCUCCCAAACAUGUACGCACCGACGCCCACCCUUCAGAAGCCGAGACGCUGCCCCACCAAGACAGCGUCCUCAUGAAGGAGCAACGCUACAUGGACUCCGCCUCCAACUCCAUGACCCCGCGACCCCAGAUGCAGCGCAGUUGUUCCGAGUACCGCCCCCCAACUGCGGGCGGCGCUGUGGCCCCUGUCCGCCGCCACUCUUCCAACCCCGCCUCCACGCCGCUGCUCAGAAGAGUCGAAGCCAGCUCUACCACAGGGCCCGACAGCAGCCCCCCAGCACCAGACCCCGGGAAGAAGCCUUCAUGCUGGUCCAUCCAGGACGUGAUGCACUUUGUCAGGCACGCUGACCCUGCUACUUUGGCACCACACGCGGAAUUGUUCCGCAAACACGAGAUUGACGGCAAGGCGCUCCUCCUCCUGCGUAGUGACAUGAUGAUGAAGUACAUGGGUCUGAAGCUUGGCCCCGCCCUCAAACUGUGUCACCACAUCGACAGGCUGAAGCAGGGCAAGGUGUGACACACACAAGGUCACAUGACCGACACACGGGUCACAUGACCAGCACACGGGUCACAUGACCGGCACACGGGUCACGUGACUGGACGCAUGACCGCAGCCCGCCGAGCCCAAGAAGAGGAAGGAAGACGUUUCCAUGGUUACCUCUCCAAGAUGAUGUUUCUUCUUCUUCUUGCGGUGAUUGAUGUUGUACAGCGACAGGGAGAGAUGGUCACGUGAUGACUUUCACUUCCUGUUUGAAGAAGGAACGUCUCUGACCUCGUGAGCUUCCUCCUCGCCUCGUGCACUUCCUGCUGCCUCCAGCAGAUGGCAGCACAGAUACUUUGGACUUUUUACACAACUCCAGCUUAAAGCUCAUUUCUCAUUAUUAUUAUUUUUCAUGAAAUAAAAGUACAUUAAUAUUAUUACUAAUGAAAUUAAAGUACAUGAUUAUUAGUAUUAUUAAUGAAAUAAAAGUACAUUGUUGUUAUUAAUGAAAUAAAAUUAUCUUAUUAUUGUUAAUUAAAAUGACAUUAUUAUUAAUUAAAUACAAGUACAUUAAUAUUAAUGAAAUAAAAGUACUUUAUUAUUAAUUAAAUAAAAGUACUUUAUUAUUAUUAAUAAAAUAAAAGUGCAUUAUUAAUUAAAUAAAAGUACUUUAUUAUUCAUAAAAAUAAAAGUACAUUGUUAUUAAUGAAAUACAAUAUUAUUUUAAGUAAAUAAAAUUACAUUAUUAAUGAAAUAAAAGUACAUGAUUAUUAUUAAUGAAAAUAGUGCAAUAUUACUAAUGAAAUACAAUUACAUUAUUGUUAUUAAUCAAAUAAAAGUACAUUAAUGAAAUAAAAGUACAUGAUUAUUAUAACUGAAAUAAAAUUAAAUUAUUAUUAAUGAAAUAAAAUUACAUUAAUAUUAAUGAAAUAAAAGUAUAUUAUUAUUAUUAUUAUUUGUAUUUCUGAGGUGUAAAUUAAAAUACAAAUGGUUUGAAACGCUUUCAUUCUAAAAUAACAAUAAAUCUUCUUCCCAUCCAAAAGGUAUUUUCAAUGAAAAGUAAAAGUGUUUAAAAGCCAAACAAAAGUGAUGAUUUUUAACGACAUUUUCUUCGUAUUUGUUGAUAAUGUUUGUUUGCUCCUGUUCACAUGUCAGCUGAGGUGAAAACAAACAUUGAACAUUUCCCGUAAAUGGAAGAUGAAAUAAAUGCAUUUUAAUUCAAAUGUAUUAAAUUAUUCUUGGAAUAAAAACUUUUGUGUCAAGUCAUUAUUUCAACAAAGUGUUGAUUUGUUUCCUUGCAGGUGAAAAUGUGUCAAUCAUAUUCAACUUUGACCUUUUCAAC
Molecule: messenger RNA, 3549 nt
Organism: Entelurus aequoreus (snake pipefish)
Lineage: Eukaryota; Metazoa; Chordata; Actinopteri; Syngnathiformes; Syngnathidae
Product: sex comb on midleg-like protein 2
Exons: 14
Coding region: 159-2243 (694 amino acids)
Biological process (GO): regulation of DNA-templated transcription
Cellular component (GO): nucleus
Molecular function (GO): protein binding
Source: RefSeq, a predicted model, not a curated record